CCUCUCAAGCGGGACCUCCGUCCAGGUAGCGUUGCCGUGCUUUGUUGCUUUUUACGUCUUUAAGUUAUCCUUCCCACACUCACGAACAUGACUGCCCUACGCUGAGUCUGAAUCCAUAUUGCACUCGCCAUGAACCGCAUCUUUGGCCAAGAAAACGAAGAGCUUAGCGCUUGGUCAGAGGCUCACUACGAACGCCUGAAGAAGAGCUUGCCCUCUGAUUCAUCCUCCACCAGCAAUGACAGCCCAGCCAUUUCCUGGCCACUCGAGCGCCCCAAUGACGGCGAUGCUCCCUUCAACCCCCGUAUCGAAGAUGAAUUGCGGAAGCGACCCCUCCAUAUCAAAGACAACCUCAUGUCGAACCAGGAGAGCGCAGUCGCGAACCUAACUGUGGCCAUGACGGACUUGCUUCCAGGGCGAAAGAGAGCACAAUCAGGCAUUGCAUUGCGCUCGUGGUGCCUGGGACAGAUAUUCAGCCUGUCUUUUUUCUUCGCCUGCUACGCGUUCUACUCUGGUUCGAGGCUUUGGCGUCCUCCCUUUUUCAUGAUGUGCCUCUCACUUUUCCAUUUCCUCGAAUUCUGGACGCACGCAAUGUUUAACCUACCGAACGCUACAAUCUCCGCUUUUCUCCUCUUCGAUAAUGGGUGGCCUUACAUGCUUGCGCAUACUUCAGCCAUGAUUGAAACUAUAAUUACGAGCAUAUAUUUCCCGGAGUGGCAGCAAAAGUGCUCACUCACCUGGCAGGGGUUCCCACUUGGAACAUGGGCUGGUCUGAUGUUGGUAUUUGUCGGACAGACUGUUAGGAGCAUGGCUAUAGCAAAGGCAGGAACGAACUUUAAUCAUCAGGUGCAGCAUAAGAAAAGGGAUACUCACGAGCUAGUGACGGAUGGCAUUUACGGCAUACUAAGACAUCCAAGCUAUUUUGGCUUCUUUUGGUGGGCCGUCGGAUCCCAAAUCGCACUGGGUAAUUCGGUGUGCCUUUGCGUUUAUAUCGUUGUUCUUUGGCGGUUUUUCAACAGGCGUAUUCAUAAUGAAGAGAGACAUUUGAUUGUUUUCUUUGGCAAGGACUACAUCUUCUACCGCACAUAUACAAAGAUUGGCAUACCAUUCAUAUCAUCAUUAGACUAUCCUGAACUGGUCAAGCCAGGUGACGGGACAAAGAAGUCUGAGUAGACGAAGACUCACUACACUUCUUUCCCUUGAAAAACGAGCAUUGAUCCGAGCUUCCACCCUUUAAUCUGUUGGUGCGUUUUUUUUUUCAAGAUAUCAAUCUUGGUUGUCCACGCCCACCCCAAUACCAUCCACAAAGUGCUCAAUCUGCUGGCCUCUCUCCAUGUAAUACGUCUGUAUCUGUCUUCGAUAAUAUGUAUGCUAUUGUGAAAUGGAAUCAGCAUCUUAAAGGACCAGGAUAUUAUACAACGUUGAUACGCACCAGGUCUAGUUUCUCCCUGAGCAUGUUUUGCUCAUCAAUCAUCUUCUUGAUGCUCUCAGGCACGUGAUUGC
Molecule: messenger RNA, 1500 nt
Organism: Verruconis gallopava
Lineage: Eukaryota; Fungi; Ascomycota; Dothideomycetes; Venturiales; Sympoventuriaceae
Exons: 2
Coding region: 130-1170 (346 amino acids)
Biological process (GO): C-terminal protein methylation
Cellular component (GO): membrane; endoplasmic reticulum
Molecular function (GO): protein C-terminal S-isoprenylcysteine carboxyl O-methyltransferase activity
Source: RefSeq, a predicted model, not a curated record